Messenger RNA from Trypanosoma cruzi, 3641 nucleotides. RefSeq lists its product as uncharacterized. The transcript has a single exon. Gene Ontology annotation, cellular component: extrinsic component of membrane; phagophore assembly site. Gene Ontology annotation, biological process: autophagosome assembly; piecemeal microautophagy of the nucleus; reticulophagy. NCBI's taxonomy places the organism in Eukaryota, Euglenozoa, Kinetoplastea, Trypanosomatida, Trypanosomatidae. The record is from RefSeq and is a predicted model, not a curated record. Gene Ontology annotation, molecular function: phosphatidylinositol-3-phosphate binding. The annotation marks the transcript as partial.
AUGGAGGCGGUGAAGAACCGAAUGCUCCUGUUCGCCGUGCGACAACUUCUUGGUCGCAUCGUGAAGGACAUUCAAAGCGAUCAGUUGGAGCACAUUGGACGCUCGAACAACAGCCUCGGGUUCAGCGUUGAACUUUCCCGUCUUGAGCUGAACGAGGCGUUUAUUAACGAGGCGCUUCUGGGCGUUCCGGCGGAGGGAACGAGUCCCUCGCAGUCAAGUACGUCUGCUUCAAUACGUCUGGUGCGAGGCCAUGUAAACAGUAUUCGCGGGGAUUUUACCUUUGGUCCCAAAGGAGAAAGAAAUAUUGAGGUUGACGGCCUGCAACUUGUGUUGGAUGUCAUUCCAAAAAUAGAGUGUUCUGUUCCAACAGGUCGCCGGAGUCGCAACGUAAGUCAAAUGAGGGACACGAGGGAUCGUCGUGGUCAUGAAAAAAGUGCAACUUUUCCGAGGAGUGGCUGGGAUGAUGAGAACAUUGGCGUAGAAGAGGACACCAUAUACUCUUCCCUCUUUAUAAGCGAUAGUCUGCGAAAAGGGGUCGAGGAGAGUGUGGUACGCCCUGCGAUGGAUGAGGCAGCGUAUUCCACGGGACAGUCUUCGCCAUUCCGCCAUAUUGAUGGCGGACUGGAGGUGUUUGAGCGAACAAUCAAGCAGUUUGCUCAUAGUGUGAGGGGUUGUAUACGGAAUGUAAGCAUAAUCUUGCGUAUCCCGCCCUUGGGCGAGCGAAUUGUGCCGGGACGGGAACCCCCAGACGGUAGUUUGGAAUUGUUGGUCUCAUUUGAAGGAGGAUUUGAGCUAGAGGAUAUGUGCUCGGAUCCAGAUGGCGAUUUGGUUCACAAACGCAUUCGAUUCUCCGGUGUUCGUGCGGCCGUGUACCCAUACGGACAGCGGCGCACAAUGCGUUUUACGGAUGACGAAUUGGAGGAGUCCGUUGAUCUUGCAGACGUUUUCCUUUGUGGUGGACGAACGGACGAGUUCAACAAUGACAUUGUACUGCGCUUUGGUGAGGGACGAAACCCAACUCAGGGGCCAGAGGCGCAUCUUGACAUGAAGAUUACGACGAAGUCCUUCUUCUUUAUCCUUUCACCGACACAGUUGGGCCGUCUGGUGCAUGUUGCUUGCGCUUUGGUGGGGGCACCGGAGGGGGACAUGGAUGCAGCUGCAGAAGCGGCGGCAGCGGCAGCACCUCGUGUGGUUCGAUUCAUCACAACGAUGAAGGCAACGUGCCAGUACGUUUUUUGUGUGCUUCUUCCCGGUGAGGAUCGUCAGGGGAUUAAGGGAUUUUGGCAAACACUUCAGCAAGGUGAUAAUGGGGCUUCCUCUGGCGAUGCACUACUGUCAUCUAGAAGCCACCGGCUUGUUUUGCAUCGUCUGCUUCACCGUACAGGGUACUACAAUGUGCAUGUGGGCGGUAUCAUGUUAUUAGUUCAGCCAGUGACGGCGAGCACAAGCCGUUCCGAGGACGCGUUUCAUGAUGUUUUUGAAAAUCACGGUGGACGUGGCUGUUCGGCGGGAAUCAGCGCCAUUGAAAUCUAUGAGCUUGCCCCCGGAAGUAGCGGUGAGGGUGGCUCCAGUGACAUGGAAGGGGGCCGACUCAUCUUAACCACCAAGCAAAACGUUGAAAAUUACUCCGAGCGGCGCUAUCGCAUUGCCAUUGUCGCUAGGACGACAUACCCGCUGACACUUGCGGAGUCGCGACAGUAUAGCGUCAAUAUGCUGAAGGAUCAGGAUCACGUCACCGCCGUUGUGAUGGAACAUGUUCUUGUGAAAACUUCAGGUGCAGUUCUUUUGGCGGAAUUGGAUGCGGGCAUCUUUAAAAGGCUUGGAACCUUUUGGGCUCGCUUGCAGCACAUUAUAGGGGCGAUCCCUGGAACAGGGAGGUCUUUCUCAGAGAAACAGCAGCAAAGAGGACGGCAACAACAACAACAACAGGCUGCAGAGCUCUCUGUGUCGUCGUCACCGUCAUUUGUACCGCUGCGUCGAGUUUCACAGGAGGAAUCAGAUCGUCUUGAACGACCCUUGGGCGAGGGACAAUUUACUCAACUGCCGCUCGAACAGUUGACUGGGGAGGGCUGUGGAGGUUACUCUCCAGAGAUGCAGGUGACGACGCCUUAUGUCCUGUUGCGCUUUUUUACGCUUCAAUUGGAAGGUCUCACGUUGGAGAUGAAGUUUUCAUCUUCCAAAAUGCCCGAUCCGGAUUAUUACGGCCCACUGACAAAACGUUUGUGGGAACAAUUGCGGAGUGAAGCGGAGGCGUCUUUUCCCACCACUGAUCACUCAAAGUUUUCCGGUGUGGAUGGGCCCUAUCUCCCAUUGACGAUGAGUUUGUAUCUGAAGUCGCUUGAUGUAUCGCUUGGAAGCGAAGGUGUGCUGGAGGUGUUUUUGGGUGAGGGGCAGCUGACCCUGCAUGACUACAAGGAACGGGUGCAGAGCAAUAUUAUGCACUUUGUGCUUGACCCGGAUAGCAAGGAACCCUGCAUCGUUGUCCGCCAACGGCAGUCGCGGUCAUGCGACACGGCAUGGAGCGUCGCAAGGAAGGCUCACGCUCCCUUUACAGAUGCGUAUGAAAAAGAGGAACUUCAGGCUGAAAGCAACAGCCUUAUUUCUGUGGUGGCGAAUAUACGGCAGGUACAUGCCCAACUUCAUCAAGAUGAAUAUCUUCUUGCUGUUUUCUAUCUGGAUCAAGUGCUGGAAAUGGUGGAUACUAUGCGUACAGUGAUAAACUCCCCAUAUAAACACAGUGACAAUAAAGAGUAUGCAUCUCUGGAAGAGAUUGCGGGGGACUUCAAUUUUGCUAUUUCCAGUGCCUCCAACGUAUCGGAGGGUCAUCUGCACUACGGCAGUACGGAAUAUGAUCCCAUCACCACGAGUAUCAGUGUUCGACUGAAAGUUGAGAAGGGCGCACUGUCAGUUUGGGCACCGCGACUUUCCUCCGCAGGUUGCACUAUUGGUGACCCGUUAUGGCGCUGCAUCCCACAAGGAGAACGGUGUGGGAUUGAUAAGGAGCACCUGUACCACCUCUACGACGUGAUGCUCUCGAAGGUUUCUGUUUUUGUUUUUCACCAGGCAUCGGCGCGCUUGGAGAAAACCGCGCUACACGGGAAAGCGUCCGAUUUUUUUCUAAGGGAGCGACUAUGCAAGGCCAAAUUGACGUAUGUUGACUUUCCGUGGCCAGCCGAGCACGCUUCUUCCCCGAACUGGGGCGGUGUUGUAACGCUUCUCCAAAGUUAUUCAGCACUGUACAAUCGGUCGCAUAACAUUCGGGUGCGUCCACCCUGCGCAAGUUCCACAGAAUCUUUGCGAAAUCGUCAUGCUGUUGGUGUCUCGCUGUGCCGUCAUCGAAACGUGGAGGAUCAUGUCGAGGCCUACGAUGUUGCCUUGCAGUUUGAUCGCAUUAGUGUAUCUCACCAAACUGCACAUGAAGGGGAUCAUUGGCUGUUUGUUCUUUUGAAUUACUUUUCCGACAUCAGUGGCGAAGGAUUGAGCUCGGCCGUGGCGGAAAAGGAGGCGACGGCAGACACUCACGUAACAGAGGAGAAUGAUGUGCAUAGUGACGAUGGGGUUGCCAUUGCAACAUCAGCCGACGUCAAAAUUACGCUCAUUGACGUUUUUGUGGAGUAUAGGCCAUUUUGGGAGGUCUUCGA